This is a messenger RNA of Aspergillus costaricaensis CBS 115574, 1776 nucleotides long. RefSeq names its product hemolysin III family protein. The transcript has 2 exons. Gene Ontology annotation, molecular function: signaling receptor activity. Gene Ontology annotation, cellular component: membrane. Bases 180 to 1682 code for a protein of 500 amino acids. Lineage: Eukaryota; Fungi; Ascomycota; Eurotiomycetes; Eurotiales; Aspergillaceae. The record is from RefSeq and is a predicted model, not a curated record.
GUUUUCUCUUCUUGUACGUAUUUUGGUACUCGUUUUCUCCGCCUCUCCCGGUUCUCCCGAUCUUCCCCACCCAAAACAACAUCCUUUCGCUGUCUGCCCAACCACCACUAACUCUUACACCCUCUCCAGGAUAUGUGGAAUUGACUUCUACGCUGUGGUUUUAACUGUCACUGUACGCCAUGGCCUGCUCAUCUCAAUCUGUCACCAUUGAGUCUUAUCCGGAGGCCGCGGUGGCCUCCGCCUAUGCCACCCCCGGAGAAGACACCGGCCUCCUGAGAGAUCGCCGUCGCAGACACUCCUUUCAUACGGCUCGCAAGUUGUCCUGCGACUACGAUGCGGAUGCUGUUUUCCUACGGGUGGAGCUCUUCCUGGCCGAACUCGAACGACGCCUCCACUGGCUCGAGCAAUACCGCAAGUCCCACAUGGAUCAGAUCGACGCCAGUCUCCGCCGUGGAUACGCCACCUUAGAAGCCGUGCGAGAUUCCUGCUCCUAUGCCUCCGGGGAGCUGAUGGGUGGUGGAAAAAAGCGGGCCAAGAUUUUGGUCGAGACGCUGGAGGACCGCUACAUGGAUGCUCUCGCAACAAAGGAGACGCUUGAACAAAAGGCUCAGGCGGGAGUCCGACUGAUGGAGUCGUUUCUGGUCGAGCUGGAGUCCCGCGCCCAUGCGGUCCGCGACCGGGGGCUCUACGGCACUCUAGAUGAUGGCUGGAAGGCAAUGGACUCGAAGCUGGUGCAUGCCCGUGAGGUGGUCGACGAGGGUAUGGAACGGGCACGACGGGCGAAAGACGCGCUGCGGGAGAGCAUCGACCGAGCUAUCCUGCUGGCCCAGGAGCAACGGUUGAUCACGUAUGCGGAUCUCCCGCACCCGUGGCGGGUGAACCCGCAUAUCCUGCAGGGGUAUCGGUUCACACACUCCAAGGUGGAAUGUUUGACUUCGGUGUUCACCCCUUCGAAUGAGACGUUCAACAUCUGGUCUCACCUGAUUGGGCUUUUCAUCGUCCUGUCGGUGGCCUUUUACUUCUACCCGCUGAAUCCCAACUUCCACCUCAGCUCGCGAACGGACAUUCUCGUGGCGGCCGUCUUCUUCUUCGCGGCGUGCAAGUGCCUGGUCUGCAGCACACUGUGGCACACGAUGAACAGCAUUGCCAGCCAGACGCUGAUGGAGCGGUUUGCCUGUGUGGACUACACAGGAAUCUCGAUGCUGGUGGCAGCCUCGAUCGUGACGACCGAGUACACGGCUUUCUACUGCGAGCCGGUCUCACGGUGGACUUAUAUCCUGCUGACCAUGUCGCUGGGUAUUGGAGGAGUGAUCUUGCCGUGGCACCCGACCUUUAACCGGGCGGAUAUGGCGUGGGCGCGCGUGGCCUUUUACGUAUCGCUAGCGCUGACGGGAUUCGCGCCGUUGGCCCAGCUGACGUACACGCGUGGACUCGCCUGGUGCUUGUAUUUCUACGCACCCGUGGUGAAGAGCAUCAUGGUGUACUUCGUGGGAGCGUGUGUGUAUGCGUCGCAGGUGCCGGAGCGCUGGCGACCAGGAUUGUUCGAUUAUGUGGGUGGCAGUCACAACAUCUGGCAUUUGGCCGUCCUUGGAGGGAUCUUGUUCCACUACUGCGCGAUGCAGGAUCUGUUCGCGGGAGCGUUCCAACGGGCGCAGGGCGAGUGCCCGAACCUGGCCAAGUAGGGGGUAGAUGGGUAGUAAAAGGGGUGUAGAUGGUGUAUAGACAUAGAAGUACUCUGUAGAUGGAGGUUGUAUUGUGGAUGUCUCAUUCUUGUAC